AUGCUUAUUACCAAUGGCACUGCUGUAUUCAUGCCUUCUGUAUUGACAUUUAUUGGGAUCCCUGGUUUGGAACCUGUCCAGUAUUGGAUUGGAAUUCCAUUCUGUGCUAUGUAUGUCAUUGCUUUGAUUGGAAAUUCUCUGCUUUUGAUCAUCAUCGUAUCUGAGCCCAGCCUCCAUGAACCUAUGUAUAUCUUCUUGGGCAUGUUAGGAGCCACAGACAUUGCACUUAGCACCAGCAUUGUGCCCAAGAUGCUUGGAGUUUUCUGGUUCCACAUACCAGAGAUAUGUUUUGAUGCUUGCCUCUUUCAGAUGUGGCUCAUCCACACAUUUCAGGGUAUUGAAUCUGGAAUCCUAUUGGCCAUGGCUCUGGACCGCUACGUAGCUAUCUGUUAUCCUCUAAGGCACGCUACUAUAUUCACUCGACAACUAGUCACUAAUAUUGGAGUUGGGUUGACAUUGCGGCCUGCCGUUCUGGUAAUUCCAUGCCUAUUGCUCAUAAAGUGUCGUCUGAAACUUUACCGAACCAAGUUAAUAUCCCACACGUACUGUGAACACAUGGCCCUUGUGAAGCUUGCCACUGAAGAUGUUUACAUAAAUAAGAUCUAUGGCCUCUUUGGAGCUUUUUUCGUUGGUGGGCUUGACUUCAUUUUCAUCACCCUCUCUUAUAUACAAAUAUUUAUCACCGUCUUCCAGUUGCCUCAGAAAGAAGCCCGACUUAAGGCAGUUAACACAUGUAUUCCCCACAUAUGUGUCUUCUGCCAAUUCUAUUUCCUUGCAUUUUUCUCCUUUUUUACUCACAGAUCUGGAUCUUAUAUCCCAUCAUAUAUACAUAUCACCUUGUCUAGUCUUUACCUAUUGGUACCACCAUUCCUCAAUCCCUUCAUCUACGGGGUAAAGACCAAACACAUUCGAGAAAAGGUAGUAAAAAUGUUCUGUUCCAAAGACCAGACUUGA
This is a messenger RNA of Tupaia belangeri chinensis (Chinese tree shrew), 954 nucleotides long. Its product is annotated as olfactory receptor 52A1. Gene Ontology annotation, cellular component: plasma membrane. The transcript has a single exon. Bases 1 to 954 code for a protein of 317 amino acids. The record is from RefSeq and is a predicted model, not a curated record. Gene Ontology annotation, biological process: G protein-coupled receptor signaling pathway. Gene Ontology annotation, molecular function: G protein-coupled receptor activity; olfactory receptor activity. Lineage: Eukaryota; Metazoa; Chordata; Mammalia; Scandentia; Tupaiidae.